AUGCGCUCGUUCUUCUGUUUUGCCGGCGCUCUCAUUGCAAGCCUGACGCCUGUCGUUGCUGCUCAUAACGAUCGCAGGCAAGACAACGCAACAGUCUCACGCCCAAAAGUGAUCCUUGACAAUGACUGGCCCACGACCGGAUUCAUUACAUACCUCCUAGCACUCAACGCCGGAUGGGAGGUCCUGGGCCUGGUUUCGGACACAUCCGACUCGUGGGCAUUGACCUGUGGUCUCCAUGCUCUGGCUACGCUCGAAGUGGGAGAUUUAUCAUGCAUUCCAGUCUAUCGAGGCACCGACUACCCAAUCCUCCGCCGGGCGGAGACUUUCCAGGUGUGGGAAAUGUUACAUGGAAAUCUGCCAUGGCAAGGAGUUUUCGCCGUCGAGAACAGCACGAGGGAGGCGCUUGGAAACAAUCCGACAGGAGGUGACCCAAACCGAAUCGUUCGAGGAGCUUUCAAGGAAGGCUAUCCCAACACGACAUUCGCUUCUGAGAUCUCCGGCGCCGAGUUCAUGGUGCAGCAGGUUCGGAAAUAUCCCGGCGAGAUCAGCAUCUACUCAGCCGGCGCUCUCACCAACAUCGCCCUCGCCGUCCGGAUAGAUCCCAAUUUUGCAAAGAAUGCCAAGGAGCUGGUGAUCAUGGGCGGCUACAUCGACGGCAACCUCCUUCAAACCACCGGCUCCAAACGUCUGGCCGACUUCCAAAGCGACAUUAACCUCAUGAUCGACCCAGAGGGCGCAAAGAUGGUGCUCUCCGCGGACUUUCCCAACAUCACCAUCGUUGGAAAUGCCGCGAACCAAGUCUUGAUCACGCAAGACUUUCUGGAUGAGCUCUACCAAGUCAAGACCCCUUACACCGAAUUGCUGAACGCAUAUUCCAGCCUUGGACAACCGUUCUGGGACGAGACGGCGGCGGCUGUGAUGGUGGAGCCUUCGAUUGUGCGGAAUAGCACGCGAUUUUUCGUUGAUGUCGAUACGAGCUUUGGUUCGCCGAGUUAUGGCAAUAUCCACGCUUAUCAACGGAUUCUGGCUCCAAGGGCUCAGCAGUUGCAGGAGGUGAAUUAUGUGCUGGAGAUUGAUGGAGAUGUGUUGAAGCAGCGGAUCAAGGAGAGCGUUCAGUAUCCGGCGAAGGUCUGUUCGCGUAAAGCAUGA
Zymoseptoria tritici IPO323 is the source of this 1149-nucleotide messenger RNA. RefSeq lists its product as uncharacterized. NCBI's taxonomy places the organism in Eukaryota, Fungi, Ascomycota, Dothideomycetes, Mycosphaerellales, Mycosphaerellaceae. Gene Ontology annotation, molecular function: purine nucleosidase activity. The coding region runs from base 1 to 1149 and encodes 382 amino acids. The record is from RefSeq and is a predicted model, not a curated record. Gene Ontology annotation, cellular component: cytosol. The transcript has a single exon. Gene Ontology annotation, biological process: purine nucleoside catabolic process.